UAUUUUCGUGAAUAUCAUCUUUUACUUUUACAUUGAUUGCCUUUAAAUAUUCUCUGUUUAAAGGGUGAAUAUUUCUUUGUUUAGUUUGCUUAAGUAUUUUAAUUAAAAAUAUUGUUUUGUGGAAUCAAUGAUAUGAAGUUUUUCAUCUUAGGCCGUGAAUUUAUUUUCUAUUUGUUCUUUGAGUUUUUUUUUCUUUGUUUAUUUCGAGAACUAUAAUUUUUAUUUUAGGUAUUUAUUAUUUAAUAAUUGAUUAUAGAGUUUUUGUUGAGUGAGAGCUUUUCAAUUUAAAUGGUUCUAUAGUUGUUAUAACUUUAAUUUUGGAUUGAAUAUCUCUUAUUUUUAUAUCUUUUGUUAUAUAUAUUUCUUCUUUGGUUAUUUAUUAUAGAGAGGAUUAUAUAUCUGGUGAAAAGAAUAUAAAUCGUUUUAUUAUUAUUGUUUUAAUAUUUAUUCUUUCUAUAGGUUUUUUAAUUAUUAGUCCUAAUUUAAUUAGAAUUUUAUUAGGUUGAGAUGGUUUAGGUUUAGUUUCUUAUUGUUUGGUAUUUUAUUAUCAAAAUGUAAAAUCUUAUAGUGCUGGUAUAUUAACUGCACUUUCUAAUCGUAUUGGUGAUGUUGCUAUUUUAAUUUCUAUUGCAUGAAUGUUAAAUUUUGGUGGUUGAAAUUAUAUUUAUUAUUAUGAUUUUAUUUCUAAUUCUUUUGAAAUAAAGCUCAUUACUAUAUUAAUUGUUUUAGCAGCUAUAACUAAGAGAGCUCAGAUUCCUUUCUCUUCAUGACUUCCUGCUGCUAUAGCAGCUCCUACUCCUGUUUCUGCUUUAGUUCAUUCUUCUACUCUUGUUACUGCUGGUGUUUAUUUAUUAAUUCGUUUUAGACCAAUAUUGGAUACUUAUAAUUGUGGUUGAUUUUUACUUUUAAUUGGUUGUAUAACUAUAUUUAUGGCUGGAUUGGGCGCUAAUUUUGAGUUUGAUUUAAAGAAGAUUAUUGCUCUUUCUACUUUAAGACAACUUGGUUUAAUAAUAAGAAUUUUGGCUAUAGGUUAUCCAAAGCUUGCAUUUUUUCAUUUAUUGGCUCAUGCUUUAUUUAAGGCAUUAUUAUUUAUAUGUGCAGGUUCAAUAAUUCAUAAUUUGAAGGAUUCUCAGGAUAUUCGUUUUAUAGGAUCAAUUGUUAAUUUCAUACCUUUAACUUCAGUUUGUUUUAAUGUUUCUAGUUUAUCUUUGUGUGGAAUACCUUUUUUAGCGGGAUUUUAUUCAAAGGAUUUAAUUCUUGAGAUGGUUUGUUUAAGAUGAAUUAAUUGUUUAAUUUUUUUCUUUAUUUUUUUUCUACUGGUUUAACUGCUUCUUAUUCUUUUCGUUUGUUUUAUUAUUCAAUAUCUGGUGAUAAUAAUUUUUAUUCUAGAUUUUCUUUUGAUGAUAAGGGUUAUUAUAUUUCAUUUGGAAUAAUUGGUCUAUUGUUUGUUGCUGUUUUUGGUGGUAGUCUUUUAUCUUGAUUAAUUUUUCCUAUUCCUCAUGUGAUUGCUUUACCUUAUUAUUUAAAGUUUUUAACUAUUACAGUUGUUAUUUUAGGUGCUUAUUUAGGUUAUCUUAUUUCUAAUUUUGAUUUUUCUCAUAAUUUAUUUUCUUUAAGUAUACUUUCUUUUGUUAGAUUUGCUGGUUCUAUAUGAUUUAUACCUUUUCUUUCAACUAAGUUUAUUAGAUAUAUUCCUUUAAAAAUAGGUUAUUAUUCAUCUAAGUCAUUUGAUUAUGGUUGAGGUGAAUUACUUGGUGGUCAAGGUUUAUAUAGAUUAUUUAUUUAUUUAAUUGGUUAUAUUCAAGGUUGAUAUGAUUCUAAUUUCAAGAUUUAUCUUUUAACUUUUAUUUUUUGAAUAUUUAUUUUGGUAAUAUUGUUUUU
Schistocerca gregaria is the source of this 1881-nucleotide messenger RNA. Its product is annotated as NADH-ubiquinone oxidoreductase chain 5-like. The record is from RefSeq and is a predicted model, not a curated record. Lineage: Eukaryota; Metazoa; Arthropoda; Insecta; Orthoptera; Acrididae. Gene Ontology annotation, biological process: ATP synthesis coupled electron transport; electron transport coupled proton transport. The transcript has a single exon. Gene Ontology annotation, molecular function: NADH dehydrogenase (ubiquinone) activity. Bases 930 to 1280 code for a protein of 116 amino acids.